Messenger RNA from Rotaria sp. Silwood2, 792 nucleotides. The record is from the annotation of a GenBank genome assembly. Lineage: Eukaryota; Metazoa; Rotifera; Eurotatoria; Philodinida; Philodinidae.
AUGCAAUCAUGUACGCUAGAUACAUGUCGUCUACAAUGUCGUACUUCUUUUUCUCAAUGCCAAGCAGAUUCUCCUAAUGGUCAAAUUUCAGUACAAUGUUUACCAUAUACUAAUCCGCUGUAUAAUUGUCAAUGCGAUUGUUGUAAUACAGGUUCUACUACUUGUACACCAUUUUUUGUUGGUUAUAGUACUGCAUAUGUAUGCACACCAGGUUCCUGUAGUAUUUCAUGUAAUACACAGUAUCCAAUUCAAUGUGUAUCAAAUCAUAAUGGACAAACAAGUGGUAUAUGUACUGGUCCCAUUACGACAACGACAACAACAACAACAACAACAUUGACAACGACAGUCAAUAGAUUAACUGAUAGUCCUUCGAUAGGUCAAACUUGCUCAUGUAUGUGCUGUCAAUCGGGUCCUAAUUGUUCACCAAAUACCUAUGUGGGCAACGUUAUAGUACCACAAUGUUCAUCAUCGACUUGUAUAGCAGCAUGCCAAACUCGAUAUCCAGGACUUUGUCCAUCGGUAUUCAAUUUGGGUCAAACGAAUGGUAUUUGUAUAAGUCAAAAUAAUGGAAAUAUACGUUGUCAAUGUCAGUGUUGUGAAGCAAAUGGAUGUCCAACUUAUAAUCUUAUGACAAAUGGAGAUUGUACAUCAUGUUAUACAUUAUGUCAACAAGGAUCACCUUGUAGUAAUACGAAUACUGUAACAUACAGUUGUAAUCCAAAUAAAUCAAAAAAAUCAGCAGAGUUUUCUCUUUCAUUCAUUAUUUUUAUAUCUGUAAUUGUUUUAUUAUAA